This is a messenger RNA of Sorex fumeus (smoky shrew), 2709 nucleotides long. It is a transcript of the gene TMBIM6, whose product is annotated as transmembrane BAX inhibitor motif containing 6. Gene Ontology annotation, molecular function: enzyme binding. Gene Ontology annotation, cellular component: mitochondrial membrane. Gene Ontology annotation, biological process: negative regulation of apoptotic signaling pathway; negative regulation of RNA splicing; negative regulation of endoribonuclease activity. The transcript is spliced from 10 exons. The record is from RefSeq and is a predicted model, not a curated record. Lineage: Eukaryota; Metazoa; Chordata; Mammalia; Eulipotyphla; Soricidae. Bases 129 to 842 code for a protein of 237 amino acids.
UCGAGGGGCGGGCGCUGCGUAAAGAGCCUGGAGCGGCGCCGGGCGAGCCAGAAGCACAUCCGGCCGCGGGAGAGUUGCGUCGUCUUCCGAGCGGAGAGUGGAGGCUGUGUCCCACAGACUCUGGCAUCAUGAACAUAUUUGAUCGGAAGAUCAACUUUGAUGCCCUCUUCAAAUUUUCCCACAUAACCCCCUCAACACAGCAGCACCUGAAGAAGGUCUAUGCCAGUUUUGCGCUGUGCAUGUUUGUGGCGGCUGCGGGGGCCUAUGUCCACGUGGUCACCCAUUUCAUUCAGGCUGGCCUGCUCUCUGCCUUGGGUUCCCUGGGAUUGAUGAUUUGGUUGAUGGCCACACCUCAUAGCCAUGAAACUGAGCAAAAAAGGCUGGGACUUCUUGCUGGAUUUGCUUUCCUUACUGGAAUCGGCCUGGGCCCUGCUCUGGAGCUGUGUAUCGCCAUCAACCCCAGUAUCCUUCCCACGGCCUUCAUGGGCACAGCAAUGAUCUUCACCUGCUUCACCCUGAGUGCACUCUACGCCAGGCGCCGGAGCUAUCUGUUCCUUGGAGGUGUCUUGAUGUCAGCCAUGAGUCUGAUGUUCUUGUCUUCUCUGGGCAACCUUUUCUUUGGAUCCAUUUGGCUUUUCCAGGCAAAUCUGUAUAUGGGGCUGGUGGUUAUGUGUGGCUUUGUCCUUUUUGAUACUCAACUUAUCAUUGAGAAGGCUGAAAAUGGAGAUAAGGAUUAUAUCUGGCACUGCGUUGACCUCUUCUUAGAUUUUGUUACUCUCUUCAGAAAACUCAUGCUGAUCCUGGCCAUGAAUGAAAAGGAUAAGAAGAAAGAGAAGAAGUGAAACGACCGUCUGGCCUUUCCCUCUCGACUUCCUCUCCCUCCACCCCUCAUCUUCUCUUGCACACAUUGCAGGUGGCGUGUCCUAUGAUAAUGAAAAGCAUCAGAAAAGCUUUUGUACUUUGUGGUCUUCUCUAUUUUGAAUUUUUGGAUCAAAAAACUGAUUAGCAGAAUAUAGUUUGGAGUUUGGCUUCAUCUUCCUGGGGUUCCUCCCCACUCCCUUUCCUGUCAACCCCGCCCUUGCCCUCCUCCUCUGCUCUGGCCGUCUGUCCACGUGACGAGGACUGGGCGGUGCGGAGGCAGCAAACGUCACACAUCCGCUUUCCAACCAUGCUUCACCAGGACUGAGCUGUCCAGUAGAGUCACCUGGCCUCUCCUUUGCGGUGUUGGUCUGUGCGCGGGUGCUGUGGGACAGAGCAGUGUGUUUUCCAUUGGAAAGAAGCUUGCUGGUCCGGUGUGACUCGGGCUCAUUAGAUCUGAACUUCGGUCAACCCCUCCAACGAAAAUGAAGAGCCUCUUCUGAUGAAUAUUUGGCUGCCUCCAACUUUCCAAGUUCCUGCUGGUCCGGCAAAUGCCUUUUUGCCUUGCCGUCAUGAAAAGAAAUGUGGAUUUCUGGGGUUCCCUUCACAUCCCUUGCCUGAUCCUUGGGGUGCAUGCCUGCUCUUCCCUCCACAGGGCAAGGGGAUCUCAGCACGAAAGCACGAAGGGAGAGCUCGGCAGACCUCUGUGAAAAGGCUGAAAUCUGUGUGACAGGCACAGGGGGAAAUCCCUCAGCUCCCCGGGGCUUUAUUAUUUUUCUGUUGGUUGAUCACUCCACCAGGUAGCUGCGAUUUCAGGUUUCAGAGGAGGAAGAACCGGGAGGGCGAAUGGUUGGGCCUGUGGGGGUCAUGUACUUGCCCAGCCAAACAACCUAGAUUAGAACUUGCCUGGGGCAGAAAGGAACAAAAUCUCCCCUGAAUGGUUCUUUGUUCCGAUCAACCGUCUUCUGGUCGUUUUGUCAUAUCCUGCCUGGACAUUGAAAGAUAACCAUCAAGCCAGAGCUUUGGGGCAGUAGAUAAAUGUUCAUUUUACACAUGCACUUUAGUUUUUGGCCUGUUCACGUGUUUCCAGAAAUCUUCACCCUCCCGGGUGGGGCUCAAGUGAUAAAAACGCAAACCACACCUGAUCGCCUACCAUGCGCGUGGUGGUUGCACGUGAGGGAGGCCACCCCGGACACAGACCACCAGCCCCUUCUGUGGCCUCGCAGCCACAGAGGAGGGACAGCGUGGGUGGCAGUGUGGACCUGGCUGCUCACAGGUUCUCGGGUAAGGGGUCCUCAAGAGCUGGUUCCCCGCAGGAUAGCGUUACUUGGCUCUCAGUUACAGCCAGUUUCCGGUGGUGGCUGACCUGCACCGGGUCCCUGUGCCCAGCUGUGUGAAACGCGGGCGUGGCUGCCCCCCAGGAUGCGACUCUGAUUUAGCUGCUGCCUCCAGCUCUGGCUUGAGAACUUCCUGGAGGGACUUCUUUCCACUAACCCCCCCUAGCAGCUCUCCAUCAGUUUGUUCUCUGCAAGGUCUGAGAAUCUGAAUAACAUCUCUUGAAGCCAAACUCCACCUCUUGUGCUUUUUAGCUUGGGAUAAAGGAGUUUUUCUUUAGAAACAGUGCCAAGAAUGACAAGAUAUAAAAAAAUAAAAAUACUUUUAAAGAAAAUGCCUAACAGGUUUUUAAUACAGUAAUCACUGUAAUUAUCACUUUCUUUUCUAGUUCUUGGUUUUCAGCCCAGGCUGCAUUCUCUAACUCAUACUGUGAAGACAAAGGUGUUUUUGAUUCAGAAAUAUAUGAGAUCUACAUAGUCUUAAUUUGUAAAAAAUAAAGAAAAUUCCUUAACCUUU